Messenger RNA from Penicillium angulare, 369 nucleotides. Its product is annotated as 60S ribosomal protein eL31. Gene Ontology annotation, molecular function: structural constituent of ribosome. Bases 1 to 369 code for a protein of 122 amino acids. Gene Ontology annotation, biological process: cytoplasmic translation. NCBI's taxonomy places the organism in Eukaryota, Fungi, Ascomycota, Eurotiomycetes, Eurotiales, Aspergillaceae. Gene Ontology annotation, cellular component: cytosolic large ribosomal subunit; ribosome. The transcript has 3 exons. The record is from RefSeq and is a predicted model, not a curated record.
AUGUCCAACGUCCAGGAGACCGGAAAGAAGCAGCGUUCGGCCAUUGCCGACGUGGUGUCCCGCGAGUACACCAUCAACCUGCACAAGAGAUGCCACGGCGUUAGCUUCAAGAAGCGUGCUCCUAAGGCCAUCAAGGAGAUCCGUGCUUUCGCCGAGCAGGCUAUGGGCACCAAGGACGUCCGUGUUGACCCCCAGCUCAACAAGAAGGUCUGGGAGGCCGGUAUCAAGGGUGUGCCUUUCCGUCUCCGUGUUCGCAUCUCCCGCAAGCGUAACGAUGAGGAGGGUGCCGAGCACCGUCUGUACUCUCACGUCCAGGCUGUCAACGUCAAGAACCCCAAGGGUCUGCACACCGCGACCGUUGACGAGUAA